AUGGUUGCAGAAACAAAACUUUACAACUACCUAGGUAUACAGCCCGAGGCUACCCAAGAUGAAAUAAAGAAAGCUUACAGAAAGAUGGCCCUCAAGCAUCAUCCUGACAAAAACAAAGACAAUUCAAGCUCUGCGGAUAAGUUCAAAGAGGUUUCACAAGCCUAUGAGAUACUCUCUGAUCCCGAGAAACGUUCCAUAUACGACCAAUACGGAUUAGACUUCCUCCUUCGUGGCGGACCUGCGCCUCAAGAAGCAUCUGCUGGCGCAAACCCCUUUUCUGGAUCUAGUGGACCAAGUAACGCUGAAGGUAUUCCAAGCGGGUUUGGGUUUUUUGGUGUUCCAACCGGCGGUGACGUUCCAGACUUCCGAACUGGAUUCAGCUCUGGCGGCUUUUCCUUCUCUAACCCUAACACAAUAUUCAAUGACUUUUUUCGAGCACAAAGAGGAAUGGAUAUCUCAGCAGGCUUAAAUGACGACUUAUUUAGUUCCACUGGGCGUAUAUCUUCUCAAUCCAAUCAAUCUAACGGAUUUAGCGCCGGACAACCAAGUAUUCGUCGUGCUACAACAACUGAAGUAUCGACUGUCGAGAGACCCCUAGCCCUGACCCUGGAAGAGCUUUACAACGGUACCCACAAAAAAAUGAAAAUCAAGCGAAAGGCUUUUGAUGAGUUUACGGGUAAAAGAACUACUCAGGAUAAAGUCUUGGAGAUGGACAUUAAGCCAGGACUUAAAAAGGGGUCAAAAAUCAAAUUUAAGGGCGUUGGAGAUCAAGAAGAAGGAGGCCAACAAGAUCUACAUUUUGUUGUUGAAGAGAAAAAGCACCCCCUCUUUACUCGUGAGGGCGAUGAUGUUCAUUACACCAUUGAGCUGGACCUUAAAGAAGCUUUGACAGGCUGGAAGCGUACCGUAGCUACCAUUGACGGUAGGCAAAUCAAUAUUGAAAAGUCUGGUCCGACACAACCGGGAAGCAAAGAUGAAUAUCCUGGUCAAGGCAUGCCAGUGAGCAAGAAACCAGGAACUAGGGGUGCAUUUGUGGUCACUUAUCAAGUAAACUUUCCAACUACCUUGACACCGGAACAGAAGAGAAAGUUAAGGGAAAUUCUUUAA
Blumeria graminis f. sp. triticale is the source of this 1107-nucleotide messenger RNA. The record is from the annotation of a GenBank genome assembly. Lineage: Eukaryota; Fungi; Ascomycota; Leotiomycetes; Helotiales; Erysiphaceae.